AUGAAUGAUUACGAACAAGUGAAAACCCUUGGCGAAGGAGGUUACGGCAAGGCUAUACUUGUAAGGCGCAAGAAAGACAAUCAGAUGUUCGUUAUAAAGAGCGUAAAAUUGAAAGGCUUAAAAGAAGAAGAGAAAAAGGAAGCUUUAUACGAAGUUCAAGUCUUAUCUUAUCUCAGGCACCCAAAUAUUAUCACAUAUAUCGACAGUUUUCAAGAGAAAGAGGUAUUGCACAUCGUUAUGGAAUACGCUGAUGCAGGAGAUCUCGGCACCAAAGUUCAAAAACAAGGGAGAACUCUAUUUUCCGAGGACUAUAUUCUAAAUAUAUUCACGCAAAUUGCAUUAGCAAUCAAAUACAUGCAUGAUCGAAAAAUUUUACACCGCGAUCUGAAAUUGCAGAAUAUAUUCCUUAUGAAGUCAGGAAUUGCAAAACUUGGCGACUUUGGCAUCGCUAAAGCACUCGACAAAACGAAUCAGUUCUUAAAAACACAGAUUGGAACUCCAUAUUACCUUUCGCCUGAAAUUUGCGAGGGUAAAAACUAUAAUACUAAGACAGAUAUAUGGUCAUUAGGCUGUAUCCUUUACGAAAUGUGCACUCUUCGCCAUGCAUUUGAAGGAAGAAAUAUAAAUAACUUACUUGUCAAUAUUAUUCGCGGGCAAUUUACACCAAUAAGCAACCAAUACAGCCAGGAUCUCCGCAAUCUCGUAUCUUCGAUGCUUUCAAAAGAUCCAAAUAAUCGUCCUUCCGCAAACCAGAUUUUAACAUUACCAUUCAUCAAAGCUCGUAUUACAUCCUUCCUUUCCGAAGUUGAAAUGCGAAGGGAAAUGGACCAUACAGUUUUCCACGGACAAGGCGCUUUUCAAGCUCCUGCAGUUCCUGAACCAAUUAACAAUACACCAGAAUACGUGAAGUCUCCACCCCCUCAGAAACCUGAAAUUCUGGUUCCUCAGAUCCAAAAACAGUCAACUGCUCGAAGAGUUUUACCAAAUUCGAAUCUCGACAAACCAGUUACUCCUCCUAAGCCAGCAAUGAGUGAUUCUGCAAGAAUGAGGUUCCAUGAAGAGGAAGGCAGGAGAAUGGUUGAAAGAGAAAGAAGAAUGAGGAUGAAAUACGAAAUGAUGAGGGAAGGAAACAGGCGUCCGAACGAUGAUGCCAACAGAAUUCAGCAAGAAAUGAUAGCAGCAGAGAAGCUCAGACAAGAACAAGAGCAAAGAUUGCGUGCAAAUCAAUAUCGACCAAGUCCAGGUUUAUUAAACGACCCAGAGGACUUAAGGAAGCAAGAAUUAAUACGAAAGAACGAAUUGCAAAGACAACAAGACAUGAUUCGUCAGCAAGAAUAUCUAAAACAGCAAGAAUUACAAAGACAACAAGAAAUACAAAGACAGCAAGAACUUCAAAGACAACAGGAAAUACAAAGGCAGCAGGAACUUCAACGACAACAAGAAUAUCAGCGCCAACAAGAGUUACAACGUCAACAAGAAAUAUAUCGACAACAAGAACUCCUCAAACAACAAGAUUUACGACAGAAAGAAUUACAGAGGCAGCAGGAGUUGCAGCGUCAGCAAGAAUUAAUUCGCCAACAAGAGUACAUGAAACAACAGGAAAUCGAAAGAAUCAAAAUCCUACAGCAACAAGAGAAAGAGAAGCAAAAACUACUAGAACAACAAGAGAUGAAGCGUCGUGCGGAGGAAGAAAGGAGAUUGAUGAUGGAAGAAGAAAGAAGACGCCAAAUGAUUCAGCAACAAAACGAAUUAAAGAGAAGACAAGAAGAAGAAAAGCGUCUGGAAGAAGAGAGAAGACGUCGCGAGGAAGAAAGAAGAAUGCAAUUGGAAAGACAAAGAUUAGAAAUGCAAAGAGAAAGGGAAGAAAAGGAAAGAAGACGAAUGGAAGUCGAAAGAGCAAGGCAGGCUGAAUAUGAAAGGCAAAUGCAGCUAAAGAGAGAAGAAGAAAUCAGAAGAGCUGAAGAAAGAAACAGAUAUGAGGCCGAACUCGAAGCACAAAAGAGAGCAGCUCGACAGGAAUUCGAGGAAAGAGAAAGGAUGAAGAGAGAACAGCUAGAAAGAGCUAGAAAGCAAGCAGAAGAGAAAUGGCUGGAAGCAGCUGAAAAUGCUAAGAAAGAAAAACGAAUGAGGAACGAACAGAAGAGAAGAAUGGGCCAACAGAAACCAUUAUCUCCAUUACAAUCUCCUAGACAACCUCCACAUGUCUUGAUUCAAGAACCACCUUCUCCGAAAUCAUAUAGAAACAAUCCAAGAAUGUAUGAUUAUAAGCAGAGAUGGUCACAAAUUGAUAACCAGGCUGCUCAGUUACAAAGAGAUAUCGGAAACAGAAGAUUACAAGAAAUUUCAAUGUCUUAUAACAAUGUUAGGAACUAUCAACCUCCUCAAGUGAAUAGACCAGUCUACCAGAUGUAUUCUGAUGCUGAUAUUGUUGAUUCUCUGAAGGCCGGAUUAAAUAUCGAUCCAAAUCAGGCCCAAGGAGGAUUUGAAGAAAGAGUUCCUAUAUAUUGCAAUGGACAGGAACUUAAUUUGCCUGUUGCAAACGAUGUACAGUCGAUGAUGUCAAGAGCUGAAGCUAUUCGCGAUAGAUUAGUUAGACAUAUUGGUCAGGAUAAGAUGGUUGCACUUAGAAACCAAAUGCUUGGAAUAGGGGCACAAGGCCAACCGAUAAAAGUUGAUCCAAUGACUAAUAAUUUAAUGAUGCAAUUAUUAUAUUUAGAUGGCUCAAUAGAAAGCGGUGUAUAA
Molecule: messenger RNA, 2742 nt
Organism: Trichomonas vaginalis G3
Lineage: Eukaryota; Parabasalia; Trichomonadida; Trichomonadidae
Product: CAMK family protein kinase family
Exons: 1
Coding region: 1-2742 (913 amino acids)
Biological process (GO): protein phosphorylation
Molecular function (GO): ATP binding; protein kinase activity
Source: RefSeq, a predicted model, not a curated record